This is a messenger RNA of Moneuplotes crassus, 1320 nucleotides long. Lineage: Eukaryota; Ciliophora; Spirotrichea; Euplotida; Euplotidae. The record is from the annotation of a GenBank genome assembly.
AUGAGGAUUAGCCAACUUAUUACAGUCCUCUUGGUCCUAUGGAUUGGAGUAUCCAGUGCCAAGUAUACUAAUGUUGAGAUGAUCAGAGACCUAGCCAUCGGUUCAUGGAGAGUAUUCACUGGACUUGUUGAGGAUCUUUAUUAUAAAACUCCUGAAAUUACCCCAGAUGCUUAUAAAUCGCCUGCUGAGUUCUAUCAAAGCUAUGGCUACAGGUUCGAGGAGCAUAAGGUUGUUACAGAAGAUGGGUAUAUCCUAAGUGCCUGGAGAGUUCCAGGGAAACUGAAUGAGUCUAUGAAAACAGUCAAAGGAAAGCCUGCUGUCAUGCUUCAGCAUGGUCUCCUUGACAAUAGUGGCACUUUUACAGUUGGUUUCUCCAACCAAAGCCUUCCAUUUCUUUUAAAUGAAGAAGGCUACGAUGUAUGGAUUACCAACACAAGAGGAAACUUUAACUCUUAUGAGCACACUAAUCCAUUUGAGUACUCAGUGUUUGAUAUCCACAGUAAAUAUUGGAACUUUACUUUUGAUACCAUGGGGUAUUAUGACCUUCCUUCAAAUAUUGACUACAUCCUUGACUACACCAACAACGAGAAGCUUACUUACAUAGGCCAUUCUCAAGGAACAGUUCAGUUCUUUGCAGGGAACGCCUUGAAAAAUGUUGCUUCCAAGGUUGACGCUUUUGUAGGACUAGGGCCUGUAAUGUUUGCUGGAAAUCAAAGAUCGCCUCUUUGAACACUCCUUAAAGCAACUGGACUAAGCACUCUCUUAAAAUGGUUUGACUUUAACAAUCUCUUGAUCUGGCCAAGAAUUGUUAAUGUGAGCUUGAAGUCUGUCGUCAAGCCUCUGAGGAAAACGAUAUUAAGAUUCAUUCAAAUGAUCGUAGGAAUUAAACAGGAAAUAUCAGUCGACCUCAGUAGAAUGCCAGUUAUGGGAAGACACGAGCCAGGAGGCACAGGUCUCCAAAACAUGCUGCAUUGGCUCCAAAUGAUUGAUUCAGGAAACUUCCAGAGAUACGAUUAUGGUAAAAAAGAAAAUAUGAAAGUCUACGGACAAGAAACAGCUCCUCUUUAUGACCUAGAAGUUUUAAAAGAAAACAUCAAGGAUUUAGAUAUGUUCCUAAUUAAAGGAGGUAUUGAUGUCUUUGUAGCCCAGGAAGACUUUGAUCAGCUCCUUAAUGUCCUCAGCUUUAAGGAAGGAAAGACUCUAAAGCAUAAAAUUGUGGAGGAUUAUGACCAUCUUGACUACAUCUGGGCUGAUAGUGCUUACGAAGAAGUCUCAUUACCAGUCUUAGAGUUCUUACGCAAUAAAAGGAAUAAUCAAUAG